UUUAUUUUAAGAAAUCAACAACAUAGUUGGGAAGGGAUUGCAGGAAGAGACACUGUGAUCGGUUUACUCUUCCCAGUAGAGGGUGUCAAACCGUAAACAAAGUUUCAAAAAUGGAACUGAUUUUGAGAAUUUGCUUAGUGGUCAUUUGUAUGUGGUCAGUGGGUGGUCAUCCGGCGAAAUUGUCUGAAUCUGCAACGAAUCGACUUAAAGAAAAAGACUAUGAAUUGAAAGAGAUAGUGUUUUCGCCGGACAUUUCCAGCAAUAUCUUUGGGUCACGUUUUGGACAAUUGCUGCCGGAAACUGAUUGGACUUACCAAGUCGUGGACAGUUCGGACAGGUGGAAUGAGCGUCAAAAGAGGGCAGUUCGGAAACCAUCUACAUCUAGGGAUGGUAAAGUCAAAGGGAAUGCCGCAGGGAAAGGGAAUUCUCGGCGAGGCGGGACAGUCGGAGGAAAGGGACCAGAAAGGCGAAGAGAGUCGGAGCUUAACGGACCAAACACAUUACCUGAACGCCAAAAAAAUGAGAACUUCAAACAAUCCCUACGACAUAUUCUCAUCCUCGGCAAUAAACAGUCUGAUAAAACUGGAACAAUAAAAACGAAAGGCAAACCCAGUGGAAAUCGACAAACACCAAAGCGGUCCAACAAAGGAAGUUUUUCCAUUGUUCCCGCCAAACCCAAACCUAAACCCAGACGGCGAUUUCCGCUGAGGCGAGGCUGGAGGUCAAGGUUAAGGUCACGAGAAAGAGCAAGGGCAAGGGCAAGAUCGGGAUCACAAAAACCUAAACCAAAGAGGGUUAUCAGAAAAACUGUCCGUAGAGGAUUCGUAGUUUUAGACUGAAAAUUACCUACACAGGAAUUUAAAUUGAACUUGAGUAUCUACUUAAUUUGCGAAAUGCUCUAUGCUGAUAGCCCAUGUCUGAUACGUGUCAAUUUUGGCAAAUUUAAUGUAUCUUGUUAAACGAAAAAUUAAAAGCCCAAACCUCCAGGCAAUUCACCUUUACGCUCCAAAAUAAAAAAAAUAUAAAAAGAAAAUCAUCCUAAAUUUAUUUUGGAAUGAAAUACAUUUUCACAUACAUGUACAUAGUUAUAUAAUAGAAAAGACAACAAGAGUAAAUUGAAUGUUUUAAUGUGCUUAAAAGUGACGUUGAAUCAAUCAAAUGAGACCACAGUUGACAUCAAACUCUUAAUUAAAUCAGUAAAGAGCUAGAUAGAACAGGCAGCAAUUGUUUGAUUUAUUUACAAAUGCGUCUAAAGGGCGCCUGUCAAAACAUAGUUUCUAAGUCUGUCCAUCAAAUAUGUUUAGGGACGUCAGAAUACAUGUUUAUCAUGUACGUCUCUGAUUUCAUAUAUAUCCAGGUCACGGUUUCGACACGUUAUGUUGCAUAUGGAAUUUUUAAAAAAAAAUUUUGCUUUAAUAAAAAUUAAUUUUAAAAUACACUGUCAGAGAGAUGUUGGAUUCUACUAAAUUUGAUAAAAACUAGUUUAAACUUUGGGAUAUAUUUUCAAAUUGACAUCUGUCACUGUAAAGAUUUACAAGGCACAUUGCUUAAACUUGUAGGCCCGCCACAUCCCAUAUCCUGAUCUAUUAGGGUAAGAUGUCUUGCCGACGGACACAACCACGACUGCGGAGAUCGGUCGGUUCUUCAGCUUCCCGAGAAACAUUAACCGACACGGGUAGGGGGCGUCACUCUUGAUAGACUAAAUACUGACCACAUAUUAAAAAUCACUGGGCAUGCAAUCUUAUUUCACACGAAUUACUCCAUUUGAUAAAAUGAAUAACAUUUGAUAACUUUAAUGACCUCUUUUAUAACUACACCUUUAAGAAUAAAAAUAAAUAAGUUUG
Molecule: messenger RNA, 1844 nt
Organism: Pecten maximus
Lineage: Eukaryota; Metazoa; Mollusca; Bivalvia; Pectinida; Pectinidae
Exons: 2
Coding region: 111-839 (242 amino acids)
Source: RefSeq, a predicted model, not a curated record